AUGGACUGUGAGUAUGAGAUUGGCCAUGUCCGAAAGCUCCAGGCUCGGCAUGCGCAGAUGCAGGAGAAGACCUUUACCAACUGGAUCAAUAACAUCUUCCGAUUAGGCCGGGUGGGCAUCAGGAUCCAGAACCUGUACACGGAGCUUGCUGACGGUGCCCACCUCCUUCGGCUGUUGGAGCUUAUCUCUGGGGAAGCCCUACCGGUGCCCAGUCCAGGCCACCUUCGUGUACACUUCCUGGAAAACAACAGCCACGCACUGGCCUUCCUCAGGGCCAAGGUGCCUAUACCCUUCGUUGGGCCAGAGAACAUUGUGGAUGGAGACCAGUCACUCAUCCUGGGACUCCUGUGGGUCAUUAUUCUGCGUUUCCAGAUUUCCCACAUCUCCUUGGACAGGGAGGAGUUCGGGGCCAGUGCAGCUUUGCUGUCCGCCAAGGAAGCGCUGUUGGCAUGGUGUCAGCGGAAGACGACCAGCUACACCAAUGUGGACAUCACUGACUUCUCCCAGAGCUGGAGUGAUGGGCUGGGCUUUAAUGCCCUCCUCCAUGCUCACAGGCCGGACCUGCUGGAUUACGGCUCACUGAGCCCAGACCGCCCUCUGCACAACCUCUCCUUUGCCUUCCGAGUGGCUGAGCAGGAGCUAGGCAUUGCCCAGCUGCUGGACCCUGAGGAUGUGGCGGCCCUGCAUCCAGACGAACGCUCCAUCAUGACCUACGUGUCCCUGUACUACCACUAUUUCUCCCGCCUGCACCAGGGGCAGACAGCCCAGAGGAGGCUGGUUAAGAUCCUGUUGCAGCUGCAGGAGACAGAGGCGCUGCAGGCUCAAUACGAGCAGCUGAUGGCUGAUCUGCUCUCCUGGAUCGCAGAGAAGCAGGUGCAGCUGGAGGCUCGGGAUUUCCCAGACACAUUGCCUGCCAUGCGCCAGCUACUGGCAGCCUUUGCCUCCUUCCAUGCCCAGGAAAAGCCACCUCGGCUGCAGCAGCGAGGAGCCACAGAGGCCCUGCUGUUCCAGCUGCAGACAACACUCCGAACCCAAAACCGAAGGCCAUUCCAACCUCGAGAGGGCCUGGGCCCUGCAGAGCUGGCCCAGCACUGGGCGGAGCUGGAGAGGGCAGAGGCCUCCAGGAGCCAGGCCAUGCAACAGAGGCUGCUCCAGCUGGGACGGCUGGACACUCUGGCCUGCCGCUUCCAGUGCAAGGCAGCCCUCCGGGAGAGCUUUUUAAAUGAGGCAGAGCAGAUGCUAGAGCAGGCCAGAGCCUCCCUCACCGACCCAGCCGAGGUGGAGGCAGCCACCCAGAGGCUGGGCAUGCUGGAGGCUGGUAUCCUGCCCCAGGAAGGGCGCUUCCAGGCCUUGGGCGAGAUCGCAGACAUCCUCCAGCAGGAACAGUAUCACAGCUGGGCAGAUGUGGCCCGCAGGCAGAAGGAGAUCACCGGGCGCUGGCGGAAGCUCCUGCAAUGUCUGCAGGAGCAGAGGAAGCAGGUGGCGGGCACGCAGGCAGUGCUGAGCCUGCUGCGGGCGGUGGAGGCUGCCACGGGCCAGCUUGGGGAGCUGCAGGUGUUGGCCAGCUCCACAGCCUGCGGCCAACAGCUGGCAGAAGCAGCUGUGCUGCUGCAGAGGCAUGACCUGCUGGAGGCCCAGGUCUCAGCCCACAGGACCAACGUGAACCGUCUUGCCCGCCACACGGCACAGCUGGACUCCUCCCGGGGCACCAGCGUGCAGAUGCUGCAGGCUAAAGCCCUGGCCCUGACAGAGCUCCACCACAGCCUGGUGUCUCUUGUCAGAGCCCGACGCGUCCUGCUAGAGCAGAGCCUGCAGCGGGCACAGUUCUUGCACAGCUGUGAGGAGGAGGAGGCCUGGUUGCGGGAGCACGGGCGGCUAAUGGAGACGGCAGCGCUGGGCCGGGACCUCACUCAGAUCGCUACCGCUCUGCAGAAACACAAGGCUCUGGAAACCGAACUCCAUCGCCACCAGGCUGUGUGUGCAGAUCUCAUGCAGAGGGGACGCAACCUCAGUGUCAGAGGGACCCCGACACAGCCGGACCCCCUGGAAAGGGCGGAAGCAGUGCAGGGAACUUGGCGGCUGCUUUGGACUGCAGCCACAAGGCGGCGCGCCCGGCUGCAAACAGCGCUGCUGGUUGGGCAGUACUUUUCUGACUCAGCCGAGGCGGCUUCUUGGCUUCUCCUGCGGCAGAAGCAACUGGAAAGCGCAUCCUGCGGGAAGGACCAGGUAGACGCCGAGGCCCUGUUGCAGCGCCACCUGCGCCUGGAGCAAGGCGUGAGCGCCUUCGCGGCGGAGUUGCGGGAGCUGGAGGAUCAGGCUCGGGCUGCUGCAGCCCUAGUGUCACACACGGAGGAACCUCCGGAAGACUGGAAAAGGCUUGACAGAAUUGGAGGACCUAAGCAUGAGACCGAAGCUUCAGCAGCCCCAAGCAGCCAAUGUUUAUACCAGCGGAUGUCCUCCGCCAGAGAAGAGACCCUGGAAACAAAUGCCCGGGAGCUGAAAGACUUGGGGAACAACCAGAGCAGGAUACCCGUCAUUCACACCACAGAGAAGAAGCCCCAGGUGGUGUCCGCCCUGGGCCUUCUAGGGGAAGGCCCACGGGCAGCUCUCCAGGCUGAAUAUGACUUUGACUUAAACUCUAAUGCCAUACUCCAGACACAGGCUCACUUGAGCCAGAACUAUGAAAACCUAAGGGCCCUGGCAAAGUUUCACAGGGCCCGACUGGAGGAGGCAGUAGCUCUGUUUAGCUUCUACAGGUCCUGUAGAGAGCUCCAGCGCUGGCUAGAGGAGCGGACCGCCCUGCUCCAGACACUGCAGCCCCGGGGUGACAGCUUAGAGGCCACCCAGCUUAAAUAUGAGAACUUUCUCACGACCUUGGCCACUGGAAAAGGCCACUGGGCUGAGGUCAUCAGCGCUGCUGAACAACUGAAGCAGAGGUGUCCAGGACACACCUUGAAAAUCCAACAGCAACAGGAGGACCUUCACCAGAGGUGGCAGCAGCUGGAGGCCCUGAAGGAGGAGAAAGGCCGACAGCUGACACGUGGCAUGGAGAUGUGCCAUCUUCUACAGGAGUCUGGACCCAUACGAGCCCAACUGCUAGAUGUGAUAGGCAGGCUGGAGGUUCUGGGGCCAGGAGGCUCUGAGGGCAGCCAUUGUACCCUGCAGCAGACCCAGCAGAAGAUCGUGGCAUUGGAGAAGAAGAUCUCAUACCUCCAAAGGGCAGCCACAGAGGUGAUGGACUCAGGCCCCUCAGAGAGCUGGCUGCUCCAGGAGCAGCUGCUGCUGCUGCAGGCGCUGCUAAAGCAAGUGCAUGGGCAAGUGGCCGGGCAGGUCCAGGUCCAGACCGAGGCUCGGGUCCAGCGAGGCAUCCUACAAGAGAGCCAGAAGCUGCUGCUGUGGGCGGAGAGCAUCCGGGCUCAGCUGUGCAGCAAAGGGAAGCUGGAGGAUGUGAGCUCCGGCCAGCAGCUGCUGAGGAAGCAUGGAGGCCUACAGGAGGAGAUCUGCCUGUGGCAAGAGAGGCUGCAGCAGCUGGAGGCGCAGAGCCAGCUGGUGGCAGUCUCAGACUCCCCGGAGUCCCGAAAGGUGGCCAGCGCCCUAAGGCUCCUAGGCCAACAGGGCCAGCAGCUGAAGGCUCUGUGGGAGCAGAGACAGCAGGAGCUUCUGGAGGGGCUGGAGCUGCAGAGGCUUGGCCAAGAAGCGGAUGGUUUCAUCACCACCUGUGCCAGCCAUGAGGCCUUACUGCACCAAGACAAUCUUGGGGAGGACAUAGGAGAGGCCCAGAGCCUUCUGCAGCAGCACCAGGGCUUGGGGUGGCUCCGAAGCAUCCUGGGAUACCGGGCAGAGGCCCUGGGGGCACGUGGUGAGAAGCUGCUUCUGAGCCAACACCCUGCCAUGCACAAGAUCAGAGAGCUGCUGCACAGUGCCCAGGCACAGUGGACCAGAGUCCAGGAGAGGAGUGAACAGAGAAGGGAACAGCUGCUGGCUUCUCUCCAAUUGCAGGAAUGGAAACAGGCUGUGGCAGAGCUAAUGCUGUGGAUGGAGGAGAAGUGGCCCAGGGUGGCCGAUGAACCCUCCCAGCCACACAGCGACAUUCUGCAGAAACUCAAGUGGCAAAAAAUAACUGAGAAUGAGCUAUUAGCCACCCGUGGGUACGUGGAGCACCUAGGGCAGGCUGGGAGAGAGCUAGUGCAAAGCCACCCAUAUGCACAGGAGGCCAUACAGGACAGACUUCAGAGCCUGACUCACAAGUGGGAAGAGUUGAACCACAAGAUGGCAGAGCAAGGCGACAGGCUACAGCAAAUCAGACAGCAGGGCCAGCUCCUGGAACUCCUGCAGGAUGUCAGGGAGGUGAUGGAGCAUCUGGAGGGAACCCUGCAGAGUACGGAAGUGGGACAGGACCUGUGCUCCAGCCUGAGGCUGCAGAAACAGCACUGCCAACUAGAGGACAAGAGCCAGGCGCUGGCCGGGAAGAUGGCUGCCCUCCUCUCUCGGACACACAAUGCAUUCACUUCCUUGACCAUCCUGGAGGAGAGCCAGAAGUGUCAGCAGAGGUUUGAGGCCCUGCAGAGCAAGCUGACCACCCGAAACCUGCAGCUGCAGGCCUCCAUUGAGCUGCACCGAUUUAACCUCCUUAGCAACCUGGAGCUCACAUGGGUGGCGGAGCACAUGCCCAGUGCCAGUCCCACCUGCCCUGCCCAGUGCUGGCGCGAUGCCCAGAGACUUCAAGGCAAGCACAAGGUGCUCCAGGCUGAGGUGAAUGCUCACAAAGGUCACAUGCACGUGGUGCUAAGUUCUGGCCAGAGUCUAGCAGCCUCUGAGCACCCCCAAGCUCAGCAUAUCCUGGAACGGUGCCAGAAGCUGGAAGGCCACUGGGCAGAACUGGAGCAGGCGUGUGAGGCUCGAGCCCGUUGCCUGCAGCAGGCCGUCACCGUCCAGCAGUACUUUUCCAAUGUGUCAGAAAUUGAGGCCUGGGUGGAGAACAAGCGGCCUCUGGUGAGCAGUCAGGAUUAUGGAAGUGAUGAGGAAGCCACCAUUAUUCUCAUCAGAAAACACCAGAUGCUGCAGCAGGAAUUAACUCUUUAUUGGAGUUCCGUGGAGGAUCUUGAGCAAAGGUUCCAGACCCUCUCAGCACUUGAGGCCUCCGAGCAGCUGGGCAUAGUGCGGGAACAGCUACAGGCAUUACAGACAUUGGCAGAUGCACGGGGUCAGGAGCUGGAGGGGACCCUGAGACUACAUGAAUUCAUGAGAGAAGCUGAGGACCUGCAGAGCUGCCUGGCAAGCUGGAAGCAGGUGGCCAGAGGCGGGGACAGCUUUGGAGAGGACCAUGCGCAUGUGCUGCAACUCUGCACUAAGUUUGCAAAGCUUCAGGACCAGGUUGAAACAGGUGCCCAGCGAGUAGAAAUCUGCCAACAGCUGGCAAAGAACCUACUAGAGCAUGGGCAUAGCGCUGCCCCCCAGGCCCACCAGAGGCAGGAAGAUCUACAGGCUACCUGGUCCGAGCUGUGGCAGUUGACCCAUACCCAAGGUCGCCGGCUCCAGGAGGCAGAAGCCACCCUCAGAGUCCACAGAGACCUUCUAGAAGUCCUUACCCAGAUUCAGGAGAAAACUACAAGCCUCCCUAAUGGUAUAGCCCAGGACCUGCAUGGAGUAGAGACCCAGCUGCAGAGACAGGAGGGGCUGGAACGCGAGCUGGCAGGCCUGGAGCCACAGCUCCAGGAACUGCUGAAGGCUAGAAGCAGGGUGCAGAAGCCGGGGCUGGGGCCUCAGGCCCUUGAUACCAUCCAGCAGAAGCAGCAAGCCGUGACACAGGCCUGGGCGGCCCUCCAGCUGUGCGUGGAGCAGCGCAGGGCCCAGUUGGAGCAAGCACAUCUCCUGGCCCGAUUCCACGCAGCGGUGAGGGACUACACGUCCUGGGCAGCCAGCAUGCAUCAGGAGCUGCGGAUAGAGGAGGGCUCCUGGGAACCCAGCAGCAGCCUGCUCAGGCUCAGAGCCCACCAAUGGCUGUGGGCAGAACUGAAAGCCAGGGAGGAGCUGCAGCAACAGGCCACAAAGCUGGGCCAGCAGGCACUUCUGGCUGCUGGGGCAUCCACUAAGGAGGUUCAGGAUGGGCUUCAAGCCCUACAGGAGGAACGUGACCAGGUGUUCAAGGCCUGGACACUCAAGCAAGAGAGGCUGCAGGCCAUGCUUCAAGAACAGAGCCUCCUUAGCCAGUGUGGUCACCUGGAGAAGAUCCUCGCAGCCCAGGAGGCAUUCCUAAAAUCCAGUACCCUGGGGAGCUCAGAGGAAGAAGUGGAGCAGUUGAUCCAAAAGCAUGUGAUCUUCCAGAAAGUGCUAGCUCUCCAGGACGAGAAGGAGAUGGCUCUACGUGAGCAGUUGAAAAUGAUCUCAAACCCUAAGGGGCAGAACCUGGUUUACCGCGUGCUGGAGCGUCGGGCUCAAGUGAAGGAGCUGGCAGAGAGCCGGGCACAGGCCCUGCACGCCACUCUGAUGGUAGCCAACUUCACCAUGGCGGCAACCCAGGCUGAGGACUGGAUCCAGGAGCGGCUCCAGCAGCGGAGAGCCUGGAGCCCUCCUGGGAACCUGAAAGAUUAUCUGAAGCACCUGAAGAAACACCAGGCCUUUGGAGCUGAAGUCCAGGCCCAUGAGCAGGUCAUGACCUCUGUUGCCAAGCAAGGCGAAGGGCUCCUCAGACAGAGCCACCCUCAGGCCGGAGAGGUCUCCCAGAGGCUGGCGGCCCUGUGGGACUUGUGGGAGAAGCUGAGGCAGGCAGUGACCAUGCAGGGCCAGGCCCUGGAGGACAGAUGCAACUUCCUGGAGUUCCUACAGAGGGUGGACCUUGCAGAGGCCUGGAUCCAGGAGAAGGAGAGGAUGGUGAACACCGCUGACUUGGGCCUGAACCUUGAGCACUGCCGGCAGCUUCGCCGGCAGGUCCACCAGUUACAGGUCACAGUGGAUGGCACCUACAUCAGGAGAAUCAAAAUCUUGUCACCGCAGCUCAAGAACCAGAGCCCUGAGGAAUCUCAGACCAUCUGCCAGCGGCAAAACCAGCUCAAUAAUAGGUGGAAGGGUUUCCAUGGCAACCUGCUCCUGUAUCAGCAACGGCUUGAAGCAGCCCUGGAGAUCCAUACGUUGUCCAGUGAACUGGAUGACAUCACUGAGCAGAUCAGGGAGAAGGAAUCCCUGAUCCAGGCCCUGGAGGGCACAGAGGAUUUGGAGAAUAUACAGACGCUGUCAUGGAAACAGAAAAUGCUGCAGCAGGAGAUGGGCCUCAUCCAGACUCAGGUGGAGUCUCUUGAGGGUAAGGCCAGCCGCCUCUGCAACGAAAGUCCUGAGGCUGCACACAGCCUCAGCCAUAAGCAGCAAGAGAUGAUGGACAGCUGGCAGAAGGUCUGGAGUAGGGCCCGCAAGUGGAGGGAGUCGCUGGCUGUCGGCCUCGAGGUCCAGAAGCUCCAGACUCUGUUGCAGGAGCUGCGGGACUGGGGGCAGGGACUGCAAGCUGAGAUGGACAUGCAGGGCGCCCCCUGCAGCCCUCUGAGAGCCCUGUACAUGCUGCAAGAGCACCAGGCACUCAAGGUUGAGCUGGACAUCAGAACAGAAAGCCUUAGCCUGGCCAGAAGCAUGGGGCAGCGGCUGCUCGCAUCUGGACACCCACUGGCCUUAGGGAUUCCCCAGCCCCUGGCUGCUGCAGAGCAGGAAUUGAGUAGCUUGCAGGAAUCAUGGCAGAGGCGGCAGCAGCAGCUGCAGCAGGCCUUGGAGCAGCAGCUAUUUCUGAGCUCUGUGGGAAAGGCAGAACGCUGGCUUGACACUGAGGAGGCCUCCCUAGCUUGUGAGAGAGCGGCGGAUCCCUUGGCCACUGUGGAGACCCUUCUGUCGAAGCACAAGAGGCGUGAGCAGAGCCUGAAAGCACAGGCUGAAAAGAUCAGCACACUGGAGGCCACAGCCCACAGCCUGUACCCAGCUGGACACCCGGAGGCCCACAGCAUCCUGGACAGGUGCCAGGCUCUACUCCUGAGGACAGAGGCACUCACAGAGCGAGCGAGGGCCCGAGGACAGCAGCUAGAAGAGCUGCGACAGCUUCGGACUUUCUUACAGGAUUCCAAUGAGGUGGCUGCGUGGCUGAGGGAGAAGAACCUGCUGGCUCUGGAUGAGGGUCAGUGGGACCCGGCCACGGUGCAAACACAGCUGCAGAAGCAGCAGAAUUUCCAGGCUGAGCUGGAUGCCAGCGUUCACCAACGGCAGGAGCUCCAGAUGGAGGGGCAGAGGCUGCUACAAGGGGGACACCCAGCAUCCGAGACCAUCCAGGGGCGACUGCAAGAGCUAGAAGGCCUCUGGGCUGAGCUGCAGGCCAACUGCCAGAGAAAGAUGGCCAGACUACAGGGGGCCCACAAGGCCCUGUGUCUGCAGAGGUUGCUGGAAGAACUUGAGCGCUGGCUGGAGCCCACAGAAGCAGAGCUGAGAUCGCCUUUCAGAAGCCAGGACCUGCCUAGGGUGGGCGAGCUCUUGGGGGCCCAGGGGGAACUGGAGGCAGCUGUGGAUAGGCAGGCCAGGCAAGUGCAGGAGCUGCAGAGCCAGGCCCAGGCGUGCUCUCAGGAAGGUCACUGCCUCGCCAAAGGCGUGGAGGAGCGAGCCCAGCGGCUGCUUCAGAGGUUCCAGAGUCUUCAGGAGCCCUUGAAGGAGCGCAGGGCAGCCCUGGAGGCCCAGGUUCUCCUCUUACAAUUCCUCAGGGAUGCUGAUGAGGAAAUGGCCUGGGUUCAGGAGAAGCUACCCUCUGCCACAGCCCAGGACUGUGGCCAGAGCCUGAGCACUGUGCGGCACCUGCAGGAGAAACACCAGAUUCUGGAGAAUGAGAUCAGUAGCCACAAGGCUCUGAGCCAGGUGGUGGUAGGUACAGGGCACAAGCUUGUCCAAGCUGGACACUUUGCCGCCGAAGAAGUGGCCGCCCGGGUACAGCAGCUGGAGGCGGCUCUAGACCACCUGCAGACAGAGGCGGCACAGAGGAGGAGGAGGCUGCAGCAGGCCCUGGAGGUCCAGCAGAUUUUGAUAGAGCUCCUGGAAGCAGGAUCCUGGCUAGCUGAACAGGGCCAUAUUCUGGACAGUGAGGACCUGGGCCAGGAUGCUGAGGCCACACAGGUUCUUCUGCGGCACCUGCAGGCCACCACAAGAGACUUGGAGUUGUUCAGCAGCCGCACUGAGCGGCUACAGCAAACAGUGGCCCUUCUGGAGAGUGGGCAAAACCCAGGCAGUCCCAGGGUGCUGGCCCAGCUGCAGGCUGUGAGGGAGGUCCACGCACAACUGCUGCAGAGGGCAGAGGGCAGGGGACAAGCGCUGCGUGAGCAGCUGCGCCUACACCGGGUGGAGCGAGAGGCCUUGCUCCUUCAUGCCUGGCUGACCUCCAAGAUGGCUGCCGCUGAGUCCCAGGACUAUGGACAGGACUUAGAAGGCAUCAAGGUUCUGGAAGACAUGUUUGAUACUUUUAGCAGAGAAGUCCAGAGCCUGGGCCAGGCUAAGGUGCAGACCCUGUGGGAGCUGAUGGCUCCCCUAGAAAGAGGAGCACCCAGGUUCUAUCCCCAGAUGCAAGCCCAGAAGUGUCGUGUCCAGACCACUUGGGACAGGCUGAACAAGGCCAUCAAAGUCCGUGCAGAGAACCUGGCUGCAGCCCGUGCGCUCCGGAGCUUUGAGCAGGCAGCCUCAGAGCUCCAGGGUUGGAUGCAGGAGAAGACCUCGCUGCUGAAGGAAAAGCUCCAUGGGCAGGGCCUGUCGUCUGCACAGGCUGUACAGCAGCAGCAGCAGCAGCACAGGUGCCUGCAGAGAGAACUGACAGCUAUCGAGAGAGAGGUGACAAGAGUACAGAUGGAGGCCCAGCAACUCGGCCAAGCCCACCCUGUGGCUCAGGAGAACCUUGAUGAGUGGCUCGCCAGGGUGCAGGGGGCCUGGGCCAACCUGAAGGCUCAAGUCCAGGAAUGGAGGGAGAAGCUGUCCCAGGCUACCCAGGGCCACCGCUUUCUUGGGCGCUGUCAGGAGUUGCUAGCGUGGGCUCAGGAGAAACAGGAACUGCUUUCCUCAGAGGGGCUGGCCAGGGCUGUGGUGGGGGCCGAGCAGUUCCUUGAGCAGCAUGAGGAGCUGGACCAAGAAAUCCAGGACUGCUACCUCCAAGCCCAGAACACACUGCAGGAAGGGCAGCGGCUGCUAGACAACGGCCAUUUCAUGUCCCUGAAGGUGGCAGAGUGCCUACAGGGCCUGGAAAGGCAUCUGCAGGAGCUUCAGGUAGCCUGGGCCCUGUGUGGGCAACGCUUUGAACAGAACCGGGGCCUGCAGCAGCUGAGGCAGAGGCUGGAGCUGGCUGAGGCCUGGCUGGCCUCCCAGGAGGGCCUGCUGCUGGACCCCAGCUGUGGGCACUCAGUGUCGGAUGUGGAACGUCUGCUCUGCAGAUAUGAGAGUUUGGAAAAGCUACUGGCAGCCCAUGAGGAGAAGUUCACCCAGCUCCAGACAGCAGAGGAGCUGAAGGGUGCUCGUGUCAUGGAGGGGUCUGUGGAACUUAAGCAACAACUUCCUGUAGAGGAGAGGCAGCCCAGUACCAGUUUCCAGGACAACAGCCAUGAGGCCUUGGCAAGGAGAGCCCUGGGCCUGUUGUCAGAUAUGAGGAAGGCAGAAGGACCAGGUGACACCAAGGACCUGGUUUACGUGGUCCCCCUCAUGCCUGAGGGAACUGAGUGUGAGAGGCUGGAGGACAAGAAGCAGAUGCUCUUGCCAAGGUGAGGACAGCAGGCAUGGCCUCUGGCAGCAAGCUUGG
Molecule: messenger RNA, 10789 nt
Organism: Psammomys obesus (fat sand rat)
Lineage: Eukaryota; Metazoa; Chordata; Mammalia; Rodentia; Muridae
Gene: Sptbn5
Product: spectrin beta, non-erythrocytic 5
Exons: 65
Coding region: 1-10755 (3584 amino acids)
Biological process (GO): actin cytoskeleton organization
Cellular component (GO): cell projection; plasma membrane; cortical actin cytoskeleton
Molecular function (GO): actin filament binding
Source: RefSeq, a predicted model, not a curated record